Messenger RNA from Suillus discolor, 1224 nucleotides. RefSeq lists its product as uncharacterized. The coding region runs from base 5 to 1063 and encodes 352 amino acids. Lineage: Eukaryota; Fungi; Basidiomycota; Agaricomycetes; Boletales; Suillaceae. The record is from RefSeq and is a predicted model, not a curated record. The transcript is spliced from 4 exons. Gene Ontology annotation, cellular component: cytoplasm. Gene Ontology annotation, molecular function: exopolyphosphatase activity.
UUCUAUGUAUACUUUCAACUUGUCGACAUACCUGAAGUUCCGGAAAGCGGCUUUUCUAGCUGAUAAUGUGGAAGGAUGGACAGUGGUAAUGGGAAAUGGAGCGGGUGAUCUCGAUUCUCUCGCUAGUGCACUCGGAUAUGCCUGGUUGCGCUGCAACACGCGCGGAAAGGCGAUCGCAUACAUAACUACACCUAGGGAGGAUUUUGUCCUUAGAGCAGAGAAUUUGCACGCCCUUGGUCUCGCUGGCAUCGACCACCCUUUUGAAGAACUUUAUUGCUCUGGUGAUCUCGAACCGGCCGGAAGUUGCUCGUCCCUUGGUAUCAAAUUGAAUCAAUCGUCUUCCAACCUUUUCAUACCCCCAGAAAUGUCCACGCUCUUGCUAAGUGCUAUUUUAAUCGAUACUCAAGGUCUGAAAGAGGGAGGCAAGGCUCUGGAUGUUGACAAGGAGGCGGUUGCGGUUUUAAUUCCCAAUUCCCUUCUGGCACACAAGGAAAAGAUUUCAUUAUAUAACCAAACAAUCAUCCACCUCCCUUCCGUCCAGUCUCUGUCAGCGACGUUAGGAGAGAAGAAACUCUCUGUAUCCCAUCUCAGCACGCGGGACUUGCUGCGGAGAGACUACAAAGAGUACGCAUUCAGCAUGCCUGCAUCCGAUAAUGCGACCCAAUCUUUCAAUAUGAUGAGAGUGGGUCUUACCACCGUUCCACGUCGGCUCUCCGUAUUCUUCAUAUCAUCAAGUUAUCCUAUAAAAGAAAUUCAAGAUUGGCUCGACGAAAGAGAUCUUAGCGUUCUCGGGAUACUCACUACUUUUCGGAGCACGAGAGGCAAGGGAAGGCGGGAGCAACUUUGGAUAGUCAACGCAGAUGAAGGCAUCGCAGAGAAACUUUUGCAAGGUCUCGAAUCAAAUGAAGAGCUUAAACUGAAAGGCUUGAUUUCACAAAAAGUGAUGGCCGAUGAAGCGCGAUUCGGGGAUUCAUUUGUUGCGAGGGCGUACAAGCAGGAUAACGCGAGGGCGACAAGGAAGCAGACUGCCCCCAUUCUCCGGAGACUUAUGGAAGGGCUAUGAACUCACGAGGUGAUUGUUUGACACAGUUUGAAAUUCUGUCAUACCUGAUAUAUCCGAUGCAUAUGUAUGAAGACACGCAAUGAACUCAUGCAAAGUUAACGAUCACUGUCAAAUUAUCCUUGCGUUUCUCCAUAAGCAAUUAGAACCUUUGCCCCCUCGUU